Messenger RNA from Lactuca sativa (garden lettuce), 484 nucleotides. The record is from RefSeq and is a predicted model, not a curated record. NCBI's taxonomy places the organism in Eukaryota, Viridiplantae, Streptophyta, Magnoliopsida, Asterales, Asteraceae.
CACAUCUGCCAAUCGAUCAUCUGUAUGUGGAUGGAUCUAGAUUGCAAUCUUCUAUGGCAUUUUCUUCUUUUUUAGAGUUUUAUGUUAUGUUUUCAGUUAGGACCUUUCUUUUAUGUGUUAGGUGGCAUCAUUUCAUUGAGGCACAAAAGAGUUGAUACAUGAAAGGACAAUUCUGCUGCUUCUUCCACUUUCUUUUUAAAAAAUGAUGCUGAGAAUGAGAAAGAUUGCUGGAAGUGGAACAUUAUCAAAAAGAUUUAAGCUUUUUGGCAACAAACAACUGCACAUUGAAGCAAACAAUAAUGGAGAAGGAGAAAAAAAGAUGGAUGGAUCUUUAACUCACCACGACUCUUAUCGAGACCUGGAUAAGCUUGAUUUCAUGUCAGCUGCCAAGAUUCUCUUCACCACUCCCCCUAAACACAAAAAAUUCGGGCUUGAUUUUCAUCUGGUUCAACUCUUCUUCGUUUGCUUACCUUCACUUGGUAUA